AUGGAGGAUGCCCGACAAGGCUCUGGGCAGCAUGGAAAACCACUUCCCGACUGCACAACACGCCCCGACAUCUCAGGGCCAGGAGGCCGAGACGCAACGGUCCAGGGAAUCUGCCUGCAACAGAGCUUCCCAAAACCAGCGAGGUAUCACACCUCGGGCCAAACGCGGCAUUUCAAACUUCAAGAACUUGCAGCCCAGGAGGCCUUAUCCAUAGCCUCAACCAGCUGCUCCCAGAACCAAGCCCUGUGCGUUUGUGUCUCCGCAGAGAAGGUGUUCGCCAGCCUCCCCCAGGUGGAGAGGGGCGUCUCCAAAAUCAUCGGCGGUGACCCCAAGGGCAACAAUUUCGUGUACACGAAUGGCAAGUGCGUUAUCCUGAGGAACAUCGACAACCCCGCAGUCGCCGACAUCUACACAGAGCACGCGCACCAGGUGGUGGUGGCCAAGUAUGCGCCCAGCGGCUUCUACGUCGCCUCUGGAGAUGUCUCCGGGAAGCUGAGGAUCUGGGAUACCACGCAAAAGGAACACCUCCUCAAGUACGAGUAUCAGCCUUUUGCCGGGAAGAUCAAGGACAUUGCGUGGACCGAAGACAGUAAGAGGAUCGCCGUGGUCGGGGAAGGCAGGGAGAAGUUUGGAGCUGUCUUCCUGUGGGACAGCGGCUCUUCCGUGGGUGAGAUCACAGGACACAACAAAGUCAUCAACAGCGUGGACAUCAAGCAGUCCAGGCCCUACCGCCUGGUGACGGGAAGUGACGAUAACUGCGCUGCGUUCUUCGAGGGGCCUCCGUUCAAGUUCAAGUUUACUAUUGGUGACCAUGGCCGCUUUGUCAACUGUGUGCGGUUCUCCCCCGAUGGGAACAGAUUUGCCACAGCCAGUGCUGAUGGCCAGAUCUUUAUCUACGAUGGGAAGACAGGAGAGAAAGUGUGUUCUCUGGGAGGAAGCAAGGCCCACGACGGAGGGAUUUAUGCUAUUAGUUGGAGUCCUGAUAGCACCCAUUUACUGUCUGCUUCUGGAGACAAAUCCUCGAAGAUUUGGGACGUCAGUGCAAACUCAGUGGUCAGCACAUUUCCCAUGGGCUCCACUGUUCUGGACCAGCAGCUGGGCUGCCUGUGGCAGAAGGACCACCUCCUGAGCAUCUCCCUGUCGGGCUACAUUAACUACCUGGACAAGAACAACCCCAGCAAGCCCCUGCGGGUCAUCAAGGGUCACAGUAAAUCGAUCCAGUGUCUGGCUGUGCACAGAAACGGUGGCAAGUCCUACAUCUACUCUGGGAGCCAUGAUGGCCACAUUAAUUACUGGGAUUCGGAGACAGGUGAGAAUGACUCCUUCUCUGGGAAAGGCCACACGAAUCAGGUGUCCAGGAUGACGGUGGAUGAGUCGGCCCAGCUGGUCAGCUGCAGCAUGGACGACACCGUGCGGUACACCAGCCUCACGCUGCGGGACUACAGCGGACAAGGUAUUGUGAAGCUGGAUGUUCAACCAAAGUGCGUGGCCGUCGGCCCCGGGGGCUAUGCCGUGGUCGUGUGCAUCGGGCAGGUCGUCCUGCUGAAGGACCAGAAGAAGUGCUUCAGCAUCGACAACCCUGGCUACGAGCCCGAAGUGGUGGCGGUGCACCCCGGUGGGGACACGGUGGCUGUCGGGGGCACGGAUGGCAAUGUCCGCAUCUACUCCAUCCUGGGUACCACACUCAAGGACGAGGGCAAGCUGCUGGAGGCCAAGGGCCCUGUGACGGACGUGGCCUACUCCCAUGACGGCGCCUUCCUUGCCGUGUGUGACGCCAGCAAGGUGGUCACGGUGUUUAGCGUUGCUGAUGACUACGCAGAGAACAAUGUCUUUUACGGACACCAUGCAAAGAUCGUGUGCCUGGCCUGGUCCCCAGACAAUGAACACUUCGCCUCUGGCGGCAUGGACAUGAUGGUAUACGUCUGGACGCUGAGCGACCCGGAGACCCGAGUCAAGAUCCAAGACGCACACCGGCUGCACCAUGUCAGCAGCCUGGCCUGGCUGGACAGACAUACGUUGGUCACGACCUCCCACGACGCCUCUGUCAAGGAGUGGACAAUCACCUACUGAGGACGCCCCAGGGACGGAUUCAGGGACU
Messenger RNA from Fukomys damarensis (Damara mole-rat), 2098 nucleotides. It is a transcript of the gene Wdr1, whose product is annotated as WD repeat domain 1. Gene Ontology annotation, cellular component: cortical actin cytoskeleton. The coding region runs from base 1 to 2070 and encodes 689 amino acids. The transcript has 16 exons. Gene Ontology annotation, biological process: locomotion; positive regulation of actin filament depolymerization; actin filament depolymerization. The record is from RefSeq and is a predicted model, not a curated record. Lineage: Eukaryota; Metazoa; Chordata; Mammalia; Rodentia; Bathyergidae. Gene Ontology annotation, molecular function: actin filament binding.